AUGCCCUCCGAGAAUCAAGAUGCGACCAUCAAAGAGUCGAAAAGAUAUGUGCGCGAGAUCGUACGAGACGACUGGUCCUUUGAGCCGUCCGAGUCCCGCACUGCGUCAUCGCUGCUGCCCACGUCGACCGGCUCCGAGGUUGCGGAAUGGCGACUUCGCGAAUAUGACAGCUCGGAUUCGGAACUAGAGCCACGCGCCGGGUUUCAGAUGGUGGACAUGUCGCAGCCACCGCCUGCGGCGAGGCCCGAGGCGAAAUCCAAGACACCCGCCCCAGAGAUCAGUCCGGCGGAGAGACGGCGCAAACGGCGCAUGCGGGUGGAGGAGGAAAUCUGCUGGAACGAGGGACUGCACACAUGGGUUGAGCAACGGGAUGUCUGGUCGGGGGCUCGGAAACGACGAGAGGUCGGGAAAAGACUGUUACAGCACAGCGAUAACAAUGUAGAGGAGGGGCUUGGUUCGGACUCACCGGGGACGUCUCCCUCAAACGUGGACAACGAGGACAGGCUGGCCUGCCGGACGGAGACUGCGCUUGCGAUUUCCCACCCCCCCACCACCAUCACCGAUCGACUUGCAGAGGAGGAAUCACCGCGGUCGACGGAGCUGCUCCCCGCGAUCGACAAACGCAAGGAGUCCACAGAGACCGGCAUCACAGAGCCGGAGCCCGUCGUGUCCAACUACGAUGGCGAUAACGACCCGGACGAGCCGCUGAUCCCCGUCGCAUCGCCGCUGCUGCCGCUGUCACAUCCGAUCCGCGCUGCGAUCAAUCCCUCCAUCUAUCCAUCCAUCUAUAGCAAGGUUGUCGUCCAGGGUCUCACCCCAACCGUGCCCAUCAACCUCGCCGACAUGACCAAGGCCAUGGUCCAGGGUUGGAAAGCUGAUGGCCAGUGGCCGCCGAAGCCCACCCCGAUCGCCCCGGGUGCCGAUGUUCCUGUACGCAAGCGCGGAACAGCAGCAGGUCAUGGUCAUGGUCAUGGCCAUGGAUCGGCCGCCGCCGCUGCUGCUGCUACUGCUACUGCCGCGGGGGAACCCUCCAAACGGAGAUCCAGCGUCGUAAAUGCCGUGCGCAAGGUCCUACAUUUCUCGUCUCACCCUUUUCACCGGCGGGGCUCCAGC
Molecule: messenger RNA, 1113 nt
Organism: Penicilliopsis zonata CBS 506.65
Lineage: Eukaryota; Fungi; Ascomycota; Eurotiomycetes; Eurotiales; Aspergillaceae
Exons: 1
Source: RefSeq, a predicted model, not a curated record